Messenger RNA from Phialemonium atrogriseum, 2546 nucleotides. RefSeq lists its product as uncharacterized. Lineage: Eukaryota; Fungi; Ascomycota; Sordariomycetes; Cephalothecales; Cephalothecaceae. The coding region runs from base 363 to 2417 and encodes 684 amino acids. The record is from RefSeq and is a predicted model, not a curated record. Gene Ontology annotation, biological process: carbohydrate metabolic process. The transcript has 6 exons.
UCACCUAUUGAAGAUUAUCGCCCCUGGCCUCCGUUAUCCUAACUUCUCUUCCGGUUCCUGCUUCCAGGUUGCUACCUUUCGGGGGUACAAACUAUUUUCGGCCCUGAUGCGUUCACCUGGUCAAGGCCCUGCCCGUGGUCACCAGCUACCUCACCCUCCAACCUUAACUACUCCCCUGUGACCUCUUCUAGGUUCUCAGCCUUACGCUUCCUGAUAUAUUUAUAUGAGAACUCCUUCCUCUUUUCGUCGACCUGUCCGCCUUCUCACUCGACACCUAUUGCCUCCGUGAAACAUUGAAAGACCUCUAGUCUAGAAUUCUUUACCUCUCCUCUGGACACGGCCUCCUCAACGCCGGUCAUACGAUGCGUCUCUCUAGUCUAGUCACAAGCCUUGCGGCCUUGGGUUGUGGCUUCGUGCAAGCUGCCUCGACUUUCAAGCCGACAAGGGCACCGGCCUUUCCCUUGCUCGUGCGGUCUCCGUACUUGAAUUCCUGGCUUCAAGGCGAGAGCGGCGGGCUUCUCCCCGGUAGCUGGCCUCGGUUCUGGACCGGCCAGAUCCUGGGCUGGCAGGGCUUUGUUGCUGUGGAUGGCACCACCUACAAUUGGAUGGGGGCAGCCCCGGGUCCAGCAAACGCAGAACAGAUAUCUGCAGAAUACACCUCAACCAAGACCAUCUUCACGUUUAAUGUCGCCGGAAAGGUGACCUUGACGGCCACCUUCCUCUCGCCAGUUUAUGCGGAUGAUCUUUCAAAGCAGUCCCAGCAGUUCUCUUAUGUCUCCCUAAAGGCCAAGUCAUCCGACGGCGCUUCUCACAGCGUCCAAGUCUACACGGACGUUUCUGGCGAGUGGGCAAGCGGAGACCUUUCGCAAGUUGUCAACUGGGACUUUGGCACCGCAGAUGGUGUCUCUUACCACAAGUUCUUCCGUGCCAACCAAGCGCCGUUUACUGAGAGCGGCGAGAUCGCUGCCUGGGGAACCUGGUAUCUUGCUACUUCCUCUGCCAAUGAUGUAACCUGGAGGAGCGGCUUUGCAGAUGACGUCCGGGCACAAUUCAGCGACAAGCAGGUACUUGACAAUACAGCAGACUCGAAUUUCCGUGCCGUAAAUGACAGAUGGCCGGUAUUUGCCUUCGCCAAGGACCUGGGGAACGUAAACUACAAUGAGCAAGAAGUCACAUUUUCUCUCGGUUUAACCCAGUCGCAAGUUAUUAGCUUCGCUGGCGCAGACGAAGGAAUGUCUUCACUCCCCGGACUCUGGUCUUCUUUCUACGCGAGCGAUGUGGAUGGCAUGGCGGCUUUCUACAACGAUUAUGCCGAUGCUCUCAAGACUGCAAACUCUCUCGACGACCGAAUCCAGAAAGAUUCGGUUGCUGCGGGUGGCCAGGACUACGCAACCAUAACAACUCUGGCUGUCCGCCAGAGUUUCGGCGCCUUGCAGUUUGCCGGCACCUCCAAGAAGCCGUACAUCUUCCUGAAGGAAAUCAGCUCUAACAGCGACAUCCAGACGGUUGAUGUCAUCUUCCCGGCGUACCCGAUUCUGCUCUACCUCAACCCCAGUUGGACCAGGUAUCUUCUGGAUCCCUUGUAUGAGAACCAAGAGAGCGGUCGAUAUCCCAAUAAGUAUGCAAUCCACGAUCUGGGAACCUUUCCAGUGGCCAAAGGCUACCCUUCGGGCAAUGAUGAGGCUAUGCCGUUGGAAGAGUGCGGUAACAUGGUCAUCAUGACCCUCGCUUACGCCAAUCGGACCGGCGAUAUCGACUAUCUCACCGCUCAUUACAAGCUGCUCUCCCAGUGGGCCGAGUUCCUGAUUGAAGACUCGUUGAUCCCGGCAGAGCAACUUAGUACAGACGAUUUUGCCGGAACAUUGGGCAACCAGACCAACCUCGCGCUCAAGGGAAUCAUCGGCCUCAAGGCCAUGUCUGAAAUUGCCCGGCUGACGGGCAACACGGACAGUUUUGGGUCCGUCGCAGACGACUACCUACGGCAGUGGCAGGGGUUCGGCAUCACAAAGUAUGCCAACCCACCGCACACGACCCUUUCGUACGGGAAUACCAAGAGCCACGGUCUUCUGUACAACUUGUACGCAGACCGGCUUCUGGGGCUCAACUUCGUGCCGCAGUCCAUCUACGACAUGCAAUCUGAUUUCUACAAGACCAUCGCGCUGGAAUUUGGCGUCCCGCUCGACACGCGCCACACCUGGACCAAGUCCGAUUGGGAGAUGUUCUGCGCCGCCAUAGCUAAGCCCGACAUGCGCGCGCUGUUUAUCUCAGACCUGGCCAAAUGGAUCGGCCAGACCAGCACCAACCGAGCCAUGUCGGACCUGUUCGACGCCAUCACCGGCGGUUACCCGGAUGGCGGACCCACUUUCGUUGCCCGCCCCGUCGCGGGCGGCACCUUUGCUCUCCUAGCGUUGCCGUAGGGACGGAAGUAUGGAAAGUAGACAAGGGCUGGGUAGUUGGGUCUAGCAGGAUUGGGGCAUAUGGGCCACUGGUGCGAAGGAGCUGAGAUAAAUCGACUUAGGAAUAGGGGCUUGCUACAGUAACGAUAU